Physcomitrium patens is the source of this 2498-nucleotide messenger RNA. RefSeq names its product dnaJ protein P58IPK homolog B. Gene Ontology annotation, cellular component: endoplasmic reticulum lumen. Lineage: Eukaryota; Viridiplantae; Streptophyta; Bryopsida; Funariales; Funariaceae. Gene Ontology annotation, molecular function: protein binding. The record is from RefSeq and is a predicted model, not a curated record.
CUGACCCCCCCACCCUUCACUUCCACCACCAUCCUCCUUCCCUUCCCUUCCCUUCCGUCCACUUGCUUCAAUUUGGAUCGCCGUUCUGUCUUGCAGCGAGCUGAUCAUUCUCACUGAUUUGCUGCCAUGCUCUAUUUUGUGGCGCGGCAUUGAGCAAGCAAAGUAUCACUCUCUCUCGUGCAAGGCAGCGAGCGAGCUCUUGUGUACAUUCGUGAUCAAUCUUAGUAUUGCUGCUGCUGCUGAUGCUCUUACCGCGAUUUUGAAUUUAAGCUGCUCGAAACGAGAGUGUUCAAAAUUUAGGUCAUUGGAGCGCCGAGAGUGGGUGUGGAGAGGAGGGCGUGAGAGGGGGGAUGGUUGGUUGAGGGGUCCGAUCGAGGGGUGUGAGGGAGGGUUUGAGAGUGUGUGCCUUUGUCGCGAAUUGAGACGAUUGGGGAAGAUGCGGAUGGGGAAGAGUGGAGGAGGGACGGGGCAUCUGGGAGGGGAGCUUCAGUGGAGGUUGUUUGAUGGUUCGGUUUGCUGGAGACAGGGGACGAGUUACUUCCGCGGCAUUGCUCUGGCUGUUUUGUUUCUGUGCCAGGCUUUCCACGCUUUCGCCUCUGAUGCUGCUUCUUAUUUGCAAAGUGGAGAUGCCGCUUUAUCUUCAGGAGACUAUACCAUUGCGAUAAAGCAAUAUAGCAAAUUUAUUGAACUGGAUCCAGCAGCACCAUUAGGUUUUACAAAAAGAUCAGCUGUUUACCUUCAACAACGGAAGUACCGUGAAGCUUUGGUAGAUUUAGACAGGGCGCUAUCAGUGGAUUCAACGUUCUUUCAAGGUUACUUGAAUAGAGGACGACUUUUGCGACAAAUGUGUCGUUUCAAGGAAGCCGAGAAAGACUUUGACAAGGUAUUGGAGCUGAAACCUGGGCACUCACAUGGGACGAAGGACCUGAAGCAGUCAGUUCAUGCAGCAGCUUUGCUAGAAAAGGCCACUGCAUUAUUUGAUGCUGAGGAUUUCGACCAGGCUGCGGAGGCUCUGGAGAACGUUCUGGACAUAUCUUCAGAGUGCGCUCAGGCGCGGUUGUUGAGAGCUAAAUUAGCUUUGAAGAAGAAAGAUUUCAGUGAUGCGGUUGCGGAGGCAGGGCGUGUGCUGAAGUUGGAUGAUGGUGACUUGGAUGCUUUACUGGUUCGUGGAAAUGCAUACUUCUAUCUUGCUGACCAUGAUGUUGCCCUCAGGCAUUAUCAGUCAGGUCUCCGUUUGGACCCCGAACAUGGAGAAUUGAAGAAGCAGUAUUUUAAGUUGAAACUUUUGCUGAGAAAGACGAAGGCUGCUGAAGAAGCAUUGGAAAAGAAUAAGCUUCGCACCGCUGUUGAAGCCUACUAUGCUGCCCUGGAGGUUGUACCAGACCAUGAUCUUCACAACAUCAAGCUGAAUAUGGGCCUCUGCAAAGCACUGGUUAAGCUUGGACGUGGGAAGGAUGCUGUUACGCGUUGCUCUCUCGUUGUGGGAAUGGAUAGUGCUUCGGUUGAGGCAUUGCAGCAGAGGGCGGAGGCUAGAUUACUUGUGGAAGACUGGGAAGGAGCUGUGGCUGAUUUUAAGGCCGCAAUUGAGCAAAAUCCACAGGACCACGACCUUAGAGAAGGACUUCACAGAGCUGAGCAUGCCUUGAAGUUGAGCAAACGGAAGGAUUGGUAUAAGAUUCUCGGUUUGACGAACACAGCAUCAGCUGCAGAGAUCAAACGUGCUUACAAGAAGCUUGCACUUCAGUGGCAUCCGGAUAAAAAUCAGGAUAACAAGGAGGAAGCGGAAAACAAGUUCCGUGAGGUUGCGGAGGCUUACGAGGUACUUGGAAAUGAAGAGAAGAGGGAACGGUAUGAUAGGGGCGAGGACAUGGAAGAGCAGCAAAUGGGUGGAGGCCAUGGAUACAACCCGUUUAAUGGUGGAGGCCAAACAUUCUCUUUCCAGUUCGAGGGAGGGUUUCCUGGAGGCGGAUUUCACUUUUAGGAUCUAGUGCGUAGCUCAGUAGUCCCGUACCAUUCAUCUGUGGCAUCGCCAAAGUAAAGCUUAAAUUGUUACAAACAUGGAUGCUCUUUGGAAUCGUAUCCGCUCAUCGUGACUGUUGAUUGUAGUAUUCCAGCUCAACGUUUGUGAAUGCUCCGGCAGUAAAUUCGUCAGAAGAUUUCGCUUGGAUAGCUCAGUAACGUCAAUGGCGCUCUCUGCGUCAUGGUGUGCUUUUAUGCCAGACUUUGGGUAUCUAAGCCGUAGGCCUAUUUUAUUUUCCUAAAACUGUUCGCCUAGUUUAUACCCGGUUUUCCUCGACUACCAUCAAUAAUGACAUCCCAAAGUGCCUGAAGCUGAGCAGAAAGGGACGUGGGUUGUCACUCAAUUCACGGCUACACUGAUCCUUACCUUUCCCAGCUUAGACAGGAAUGCCAGGCACUGAAAUGUGUAUUGAACCGAAAGGAACAGAGAGUAUGUGUGAGCCUGUGGCUGUGGCUCUUAAGAAAACGUCGAACAACCC